AGGAAAAAAUUGUGUUGGAUCGGGUUGCCCGAGGCUUAACCCACCCACAGCUGUUUACCCGACAACAGUCCGGCCCAGGUACGCGCAUCUGAUUUCCCGGGGCUCUCCCAUCACCGGGGAGCUCGCAGUCUGAGACGAGCUAGGGUUUUGUAGAGACAAGUCAGACAACCAUGACUCGCUUGAACUCCGACCAGGUCUUGAAGGAGCAUCAGAACCGUGACCCCACCACCAUCUCAGAUCUUGCACUCAAUCACAAGGCUCUCUCCGAUGUGGCAUGCUUGAGUGACUUCAAGAACUUGGAGAAACUUGAUCUUGGCUUCAAUAAUCUUUCUUCUCUCGAGGGUUUGAAGGCGUGCCUUAAUUUGAAGUGGUUAUCAGUUGUACAAAACAAACUCCAAAGCUUAAAAGGAAUCGAAGGACUUUAUAAGCUUACUGUGUUGAAUGCUAGCAGAAAUAAUAUUAGAUCGAUGAAUGAAGUCAGGUCUCUUGUAGGGUUGCGUGCAUUAAUUUUGAAUGACAAUGAGAUUGUUUCUAUUUGUAAGCUUGAUCAAAUGAAGGACUUGAAUACUCUUGUUCUUUCUAGAAAUCCAGUUCGUGAAAUUGGUGAGUCCCUGGUGAAGGUUAAAACAAUCACAAAGCUUUCUCUCUCUAAAUGCCAACUUCAAGCCAUUGGGUCAUCACUCAAGUCAUGUACUGAUUUGAAAGAGCUCCGACUUGCUCACAACGAUAUCAAAACCCUUCCAGCUGAGUUGGCUCAUAAUACAAAACUCCAGAUUCUGGACUUGGGAAACAACUUGAUUACAAGCUGGUCUGAUCUGAAGGCACUUCAUUCCUUACUAAACCUGAAAAACCUAAAUCUACAUGGAAAUCCGGUUGCAGACAAAGUAAAAUUAACAAAUAAGGUAAAAAAAUUAGUGCCGAACCUGCAGAUUUUCAAUGCUAAACCCAUAGAUAAAAGCAACAAGUGUGAGAAGAGGGACAGAAUUGAUAGGGCAGAUGAUUCUUUGCUUGACACUUAUAAUGAGCUAAAUGCUCUAAAGGAAAGCAAGCAGGGCAAGAUCUCCAAUCAAUCUGUGGUGAGUCUUAGCCAAGACAAUCAUGUUGAUGAAGUUGGGGAAAUUAAUGUGAAGGGGUUGAAGCAGAAAAAGCAGAAAACAAAUGAUGAAUCCUCCAAGAGGACGGUUUCUAUCCAUAAAGAAGAUGGUGCCAUGGUUAAUCGGGAAUCUUACGGGAAGGGGUUGAAGCAGAAAAGGCCGAAAAUGGGCGAGGAAAUGGAUGACAAACUCUUGAAGAAGAAUGUUCACAAAGAAGAUAGUACCAUGGUUGAAAAACAGGCACAGAAAAAAUUGAAGGUGGAAGCAGAAGAAAUCAAUGUGAUUGACGAUGGAGAAACCCCAUUUGUGGAACUCUUUGCUUCUGAGAGUGUUGAAGAUCCCCAAUAUGGUGGGGAAAAGAAAGAUGGUAAAGACAUGAACUCCAUUGGUGGCUUAGUGAGCAUCCCAGCCAAGAGGAAGAAGAGUAAGAGGCAGGGAAAGGGUCCUGAACUCCAGUUCUUCACAUCAGCUGAAGUUGGACUGGGUGGACCAUCAACAUGGGAUGAUUAGUAAUUCUUCUGUGGAAGUUAAUGGCGUGGGCUGCGUAGCAUGGCAUGAUUCAUGUAAUCAGCCCUUGCACUGUCUCUUCUGUGCCUUGCAUCAUCCCAGGUAAAGUUUUGCUGUAGUCGGUCAAAUACUGAAGUCCAAGGCCUCUAAAAACUGCUUCUUAACGUGGUGGGAAAUAGUUGUCAGCAGGUGGUCUUAUAUUUAUAUGAUGAUACGUUAGGAGCUGUUUGGUUAAGGUUUUAGUUAACAUGGUGGUGGGAUAGUUGUAAGCAGGUGGUCUCAUAUUAUACGAUGAUAACUUGGGAGCUGUCUGGUUAAGCACUAGUGUUAUGUGAUGUUUGGAUUAAGAAUUUUAGUUUAGAAAAAAUGGAAAAGAAAAGUGAAUUUAUUUUU
Messenger RNA from Malania oleifera, 1994 nucleotides. RefSeq lists its product as uncharacterized. NCBI's taxonomy places the organism in Eukaryota, Viridiplantae, Streptophyta, Magnoliopsida, Santalales, Ximeniaceae. The transcript has 10 exons. The record is from RefSeq and is a predicted model, not a curated record. Bases 171 to 1604 code for a protein of 477 amino acids. Gene Ontology annotation, molecular function: protein binding.